AUGGAGUAUGGUAUGUGGUCUUGCUCUAAAAGUGCUGCUGAUGAAGAGUUGCUUGCAAAUUUACAGUCAUUACAGAAUCAGCUGAGGAGAACUGAAAAAAACCUACAAACUGUAGAGGAAGAGCUUUUCAGCACUCGUACAAGUGAGCGUUAUGGUCACUGCUUCGAUGAGGCUAUAGACUUCACUCUGGAGGACCUUGUUCAGCCUAAUUGCAACUAUCAAGGCUUUUCGAACUGUAAGAAGAAUGCUGUUAAAACAUCUUUCCAGGAUUUUAAAAAAAAAUCAAAAUCUUACUCAGUAUCCCCAACUUCUGAUAAAACUGUGGAAGAAAACAAACGUCUUGAGGAGAAGCUGGAUGCCCUUCAAGAGCAAAAUGCAUCUUUGGCUUCUCAGAACCAUUACCUAAAGAGCAGAGUGGAAACAAUGAACUUUGAGUUGAUGCAGUCAAAAACAAGAGUUUCUUAUCUUGAAUCAACUUUAGGUAUGCAUUUAGUCAGCAUUCCGAAGUUAAAAGAACAAAUUGUAAACUUGGAAGCAGAAGUUUCAGCUCAAGAUAAAAUUCUGAGAGAUGCAGAAGAUAAACUAGAUCAAAACCAGAAAACAGGAAUGGAAAGAGAAAACAUGUUGCAAAGAUAUAAAAAGGACUAUAAAAAUCUGAAAAUCGAAUUAAUUGAACAAAGCAAGCAAGGAAAGAGAGCAGAACAGCAAAGAAAUGAAGCUUUAUUGAAUGCAGAGGAACUGACAAGAGCUUUCAAAAAGUAUAAAGAGAAAAUAACUGAAAAAUUAGAAAAGGUUAAAGCUGAAGAAGUAGUCUUGAGAAAACAUUUAAUUAAUUGUGAAAAAGAAAAAGAGAAGUUGAAUGAAAAGUGUGUCAGCUACAGAAAGGAUCUAGACAUCCUAGAACAGCAACUAAGGCAAUUAAAGGAAGAAAAUCAUAGCACAAAAGAAGAAAUUAAGACUCUAGAGGCAAAGAACACUGAAAUGGUAUCAAUGCUGACUCGGUCUGAUCAGAAGAUAAUUGAGCUUGAGAGUGAACUUAGUGAAAAAGAAAUACUACUUAAAGAGAAAAAUGCUCUAAAAAGUGAAAAUGCAGAGCUGAGAGCACUUACUGCACAGCAGCAUAGCCGCUUGAAAUUAUGCCAUCAAGAAAUUGAAGAUUCAAGGGAAGAGCUCAACAUACUAGAAACCAUUAUUUCCCAGUUGUCUCUAAGUACGCCUGAAGAGUCUAAAUGGCACCACUUGAAACACCAGCUAUCCAGUUCCUCAACAAAAGAAGCGCGCUCUGAUUCUUGUUGUGAAUCGAAUAAACCUUUGAUUGCAAACCUAAGCGUUAAACUGGCAAUGAAAGAAGCAGAAACUCAAAAGCCUCAUGCAAACUUAACUAUCUGUAGUGGAGCUGAGCGUUCUUUUAACAAUAAUGAAGGACAAGAAUAUAGCAGGUUGUGUGGCCUGGAAACAGAGCCUGUCAAAUUGAUCAGAAGGCAAGGAGAGAGGAGAAAAUGCCAACAGUUGCAACAUAUCAGCAAACAAUUUGAAAAGGAGAGGCAAAGAUUCCAGAAAGAGAUAGAAGAAUUACGCACUAAACUGACAAAAGCAGAUGAUGAGAAUUCUUCUUUGAAGACCAGCAUGGCUCAGAGAGCCAGUCAGUUUCAAAUCAUACAAGAAGACCUGUUGAAGAAGGCUUCAAAAACUAGUAGUUUAGAGAGAGAAAUAACAAAGAAAUCUUCUCAACUUUCUGCAUUUGAGAAACAGUUGGAAGAAAAGACUAUUGCUUAUUCCGCUGCUGUAGCAAGAAAUACUGAGUUGGAACAGGAACUCAUGGGAAAAAACAGACGCAUUUAUGAGUUAGAAACAACUAUCAGCAAAGAACAUGAGCAAAUAACUUCUGCUUUUGAAAAAGCAAAGUUGGUUCAGCUUGAGCAACACAAAGAGAUGGAGAAACAGAUUGAACUACUUCAGACACAGCUGGAGAAGAAACUUCAACAAUUGACUGAACAAGAGAAAAUCAUAUCUAUUUUGGAACAAGAUAUUAGACAUAAACAGCAUCACAUUGAAUCAUUGGAUGGGCUGCUGAUAGAAAGCAGAGAGGAAGUGGAAAAUCAAAAUGUCAAGAAAGAUCAAGGAUUGAAGAUGCUGAAAAGUCAGUUAACAGAAGAAACAAUCAAAGUGAGACAACUUGAGUCAGCACUAGAUGUAUGUAAGGAAGAAGUUACACUGUAUUUGAGUCAGUCACAAGAAAACAAGGAGAUAUUUGAAAAUCAGCUAAAAAAAAGAUCUGAAGAGGUUUGUUAUUUACAGAAAGAAAUAAAGCUAAAAGAUCAGAAUAUUCAGGACAUAAGUGAACAAAAUAUUCUCCUACAACAAACUUUGCAUCAUCAGCAGCAAAUGUUAGAGCAAGAAACAAUUAGAAAUGAGGAGCUGGAAGAUAAUCAAAUUAAACUUGAAAAACAGGUAUCAAAUUUGGAACAAGAGCUUCAGAAGCAGAAAGCAUAUGCAGAAGACGAGUUGAGAAAGGCAGAGGAGAAACUUUGCCUAGCUGCUCAGGAAGCAGAUUUAAACAGACAGAAGGUGGAUGAACUUAAUAGUACAAUCAGGCAAAUUAAAUUGGAGAUGGAUCAGUGCAAGAAUGAACUUACUGGUAUGGAAAAAGAAGUAGUGCAAUUAAAACAAGAUAGUGAAAACAAAGCAAUGCAGAUAAAGCAGUUGGAUAUUACUUUGGAAGAAGCACGAUCAGAGCUCAAUGAAAAGGCAAGCGAAG
Cariama cristata (Red-legged seriema) is the source of this 2758-nucleotide messenger RNA. It is a transcript of the gene CCDC18, whose product is annotated as coiled-coil domain containing 18. The transcript is spliced from 19 exons. The annotation marks the transcript as partial. The record is from RefSeq and is a predicted model, not a curated record. NCBI's taxonomy places the organism in Eukaryota, Metazoa, Chordata, Aves, Cariamiformes, Cariamidae.